Andrographis paniculata is the source of this 1233-nucleotide messenger RNA. RefSeq lists its product as uncharacterized. Gene Ontology annotation, molecular function: metalloendopeptidase activity. Bases 50 to 1096 code for a protein of 348 amino acids. NCBI's taxonomy places the organism in Eukaryota, Viridiplantae, Streptophyta, Magnoliopsida, Lamiales, Acanthaceae. Gene Ontology annotation, biological process: CAAX-box protein processing. The transcript has 4 exons. The record is from RefSeq and is a predicted model, not a curated record. Gene Ontology annotation, cellular component: membrane.
GCUUUAUCCAUCACUAAAUUCAGGGCUUUUGCUCACCUAUAUCGAUUUUAUGCUUCAUACUAAUUGCGUCCACUCGCUGCCUCUGCGUCCUUAUCCCACGAGAUCAAGCUCUCGAUUUUGGCCUUUGGUGCUCUCAUCGAAAUUGCAGUUUGCUCCCACCCUGUGCUUUCAGAAAUGGAAGAUUUCAUGCUUUCGUCAUGAAGAUCUUUCAUCUGGCACUCCUAAUCAAGAGCCUGCUGAGGAGUUGGAAGACUCAGGGAAGACAGAAAGUGAUAAACUGAACGAUGAAAGAAGAAACAAUCCUACAAGUCUUGGAGAGGCCAUAAAGGCAUGGUCUGGAGUAAUCGGGAGACCAUGGACUGUGCCAUGGACAGCAGAGACCAUAUUAAAGGUAACUCUUCUUUGGAUUAUGUCAUUAUGGUUCAUAGGGUCAUGGAUGAUGCCCCUCGGCGCAGAUAUUGUUGGCGUCAACAGAGAAUCACUAACAUUCAGGGGGCAGGCCUUGUUUAGCCUUCUGACAGAUGUAAGCGAAGGCUUUGCUGGAAUAUUCAUACUUCAGAGGUGCUUGUCUCGAUUUCGCCCCCUUCCAUCAGAUUGGUUCAAAUUUAGCCUACGGGGGAAUUGGUUCAUUGACGUUUUACUCGGAUGCUUCAUGUUUCCAUUGGUCAAUCGGCUCUCACAAAUCAACCUGGAUUUGUUACCUGUCCUGCCUUCCACUCCCGUCACUCACUCUAGCUUAGAGCAGUCAAUAAUAUCACGUGAUCCCGUCACAAUGGCUCUAUAUGCAGCGGUACUCGUUGUGUGUGCUCCUUUAUGGGAGGAAAUGGUAUUCCGAGGCUUCCUUCUCCCGUCUCUGACUAGAUACAUGCCUGUUUGGUGCUCGAUCUUGGUGAGUUCUUUCGCCUUUGCAUUGGCGCAUUUUGAUGUACAGAGGAUGUUGCCGCUAAUUUCCCUCGGCAUCAUGAUGGGCUUGACGUAUGCGAGGACUAGGAAUCUGCUUCCGUCGAUACUCCUUCACAGUCUCUGGAAUGGAUUCGUUUUCUUAGAUUUGGUGAAAUGUAUGCAUAUUCUUCCCUUACUAAUCCAUAUAAGGUAGGUAGUAUAUUCGAACAGGCCACUUUCAUUCUUAACGUAAGUAUGGGAAAAAUCCAUGUAAGUUGCAAUGUUUGAACAUACCCAUAUUUGUCUGAUAGAAAUGAAUAAAUUUUCUUGAAAUUCCAGUGAGUGCACUCA